This is a messenger RNA of Prorocentrum cordatum, 396 nucleotides long. The record is from the annotation of a GenBank genome assembly. NCBI's taxonomy places the organism in Eukaryota, Dinophyceae, Prorocentrales, Prorocentraceae.
AUGUACGUGUUGCUGAAGCUGAUCUACCUGUACGUGCAGAUCUUGAUAUCGACCUUUCCGUUUGUGCGGGUCCUGAAGUCGAUCUUCAUGUUCGUGCUGAUCUUCUUGUACGUGCUGAUCUUGUACGUGCUGAUCUUCUUGUACCUGCAGACCUUCCUGUACCUGCAGAUCCUGUUCGUGCUGAUCCUGAACGUGCUAAUCACGUACGUGCUGAUAUUCCUGUACAUGCUGAUCCCUUACGUGCUGGUCCUCAUGUGCGUGCUGAUCUUCAGGCUGUUCAUGCCGAAGCUGUUCAUGAUGCUGGCAUACCUCCUGUGCCUCUUCUCGCGUCCUUCCAAUACAUGCUCGACAGGCAUCUGGGUAGGUUUGCGGAGUAUAUUGGUGUGUGUACUGUGA